Messenger RNA from Callithrix jacchus (white-tufted-ear marmoset), 5422 nucleotides. The record is from RefSeq and is a predicted model, not a curated record. Lineage: Eukaryota; Metazoa; Chordata; Mammalia; Primates; Cebidae.
AUGCUGAGCCCGGAGCUGAACCUGGGCGUGUUUUCCCAGCUGGAAGAUGUUUCUAGGUUGGUGGGCGCAGCCCCCAGAGCUCUGCCCCCUCUCUCCACACAGAGCAGGGCAGAUAUCGGGGGCGUGCUGCCCGGGCUGACGAUAAGGAGCAUGGUGGUUGGGGGCGCCUCUGAAGACAAGGUGUCCGUGCACCGUGGGUUCCGAGGCUGCAUGCAGGGAGUGAGGAUGGGGGGGACGCCCACCAAUGUGGCCACCCUGAACAUGAACAACGCCCUCAAGGUCAGGGUGAAGGACGGCUGUGAUGUGGAGGACCCUUGUACCUCGAGCCCCUGUCCCCCCCACAGCUGCUGCCACAAUGCAUGGGAGGACUACAGCUGCGUCUGUGACAGACUUUUGGGUGUAGAGCCAGAAGUGGGCUUGCUGGGUCAUGUGGAAGUGUCCCCCCAGUUCUUGCUGUCAACAUCUGACAAGUUGAACUUCACGGGAGCCACAGUGCCGUCGUUCGACACCAUUCAGGAAGAGUUCCCCAGGGAGCUGCAGUCCUCUUUCUCCUUCCCAGCUGACUUCUUCAAACCACCUGAAGAAAAAGAAGGCCCCCUGGGGAGGCCGGCCGGCCAGAGGACCACCCCGCAGACCACGUGCCCAGGACCAGGCACCGAGAGGGAGGCUCCGAUCAGCAGGCGGAGGCGACACCCCGAUGAUGCUGGCCAGUUUGCUGUCGCUCUGGUCAUCAUUUACCGCACCCUGGGGCAGUUCCUGCCUGAGCACUAUGACCCAGACCGCCGAAGCCUUCGCAUCAGUGGGACCGGAGGGUGGUCUGCCCGGGGAUGCGAGCUCCUGUCCAGAAACUGGAUGCACAUCACGUGCCAGUGCAGCCACACAGCCAGCUUCACGGUGCUCAUGGACAUCUCCAGGCAUGAGGUGGGCAUCCUCCUGUGGCCGUUGUGCCCGCCAGGCCUACCCCCGAGUCUGCCCCCUCCUCAAACGAAAUCUUCCACUGCAAGUGUUUUGAACAAAGCACAUCAACCAGUUAAAAACCAUUCCAGGACUGGCCAGAGUCCAUGAGGAUUUCCAUAACAAAGCCCCGUGACAAGGGUUUUCAGAGCCCUGCUUAUGCUUUAUACCCUGGGAUGACAGACCCAAAGCUCUCAGAAGAGCUCCCCAAUCUGCCCCUCGCUUCAGAGUGGGUCUGCUGGAAGGUGCCGCUGUCCAACUGCUUUAAUUGCAAGGGAGGUGACAGCUGCCGGGCACAGUGGGUGUGCUCCCUCGGGGCCACACACAGGGCCGCAGGACAAAAGGCUGGGCGGCUAAUGUUUAGCCUCUGGCAUUUUAAGUGGCCUGGGAAUGUGAGCCAGCUAUUGUGGGCCUGCAGAUGAAUUGGGGAGUGGCCUGGGUGCUGUCCUGGCCUCCCAUUACCCAGACAGGAAGGAGGUGGGAGCCAGCCUGGGCACGGCCUGUGGGGGACUCGGUGUCUAGGAAGCAGAACCAGAGGCCUAGGUGGCCUCCCCUGGCCCCUCCCCAGGGCCGUGCUGUGGCUCAGGCGCCCAGACCACCAUCCUUCCCGAGGGCUUUCUGAUGUGAAGUGGCCCUGGUUUCUGUCACAUUCUUGGAAGGGUGAGUCAGUCCUGAGGCAGGGCUGGAGGGGGGCUGUGGCUUUCUGUGCACUGUAUGUGAGAAGCUGCCCUGCCUGUGCCCCCGUCUCACAGGCAGAAGGCACUCCCCAGCAGGACCCAGCCUGGAGAGGGGGUCAGUGGUUAGUGGACUUGGUUCAUAUAAGGGUGGGGUUGGAGUUCUCAUGGCCAGGAUGCCAGGUGAGAUGCAGACCAAGAAAGCUGAAAUUGAGGCAGAAGAAAGGAGGCUGGAGUGGGAGUCUGAGGCUCCCGUGGCCUGGGUGCCCCAAAGCCAGAGUCUCUGAACAGUCCCCAAGCCAGUGGAGGGAGCCUGGGGUGUUGCUGCAGGCCCCAGGGACACCCAGGGCCCAGAGCGUUGAAGGAGCCACAGGAAUGGCAGUUCCAGGCCCAGGCCCAUGAGCACUCGGCCUCCCCGGCCCAGCCUGAUCUUGGCUUCCUGGCUCAGUCCCAUAUGGUAAACAACCCCUUCCAGAAGAUACCAGAGAACCAGAGCUUGUGAAUGCAGAAAUGCCCCAGGGGCCUGGGGCCUGGACAGGUGUCCUUGUUUGUAAAAGCACAGAAAACACAGCAACGUGAGCACAUGCUGCCGGGCUGCACACUUCAAAGCGCCCAAGAGGGCACGUUUUAUGCCUUGUGUAUUUUAGCACAAUUUUUCUUUUUUUUUUCUUGAGACGGAGUUUUACUCUUGUCGCUAAGGCUGGAGUGCAGUGGCACAACCUCAGGUCACUGCAACCUCCAUCUCCUGGAUUCAAGUGAUUCUCCUGCCUCAGCCUCCAAAGUAGCUGGGAUUACAGGCUCCCACCACCAUACCCGGCUAAUUGUUGUAGUUUUGUAGAGAUGAGUUUCACCAUGUUGGCCAGGCAGGUCCCAAACUCCUGACCUCAGGUGAUCCACUUGCCUAGGCCUCUGAAAGUGCUGGGAUUACAGGUGUGAGCCACCAUGCCCAGCCUUUUUUUAUAAAGACACGUUCAAUGCCCGUAAGAAAUGCAUAAUAAGGUUGGGUGUGGUGGCUCGAAGCUGUAAUCCCAGCACUUUGGGAGGCUGAGGCAGGCAGAUCACUUGAGCUCACAAGUUUAAGACCAGCCUGGGAAUCAUAGUAAAACCCUGGCUCAACCAAAAAUACAGAAUCUAGCUGGGCAUGGUGAUGUGUGCCUAUAGUCCCAGCUACUUGGCAGGCUAAGGUAGGAGGAUGGCUUGAGCCCAGGAGGCAGAGGCUGCAAUGAGCUGAGAUCAUGCCUCUGCACUCCAGCCUGGGCAACAGAGCAAGACCCUGUCUAAAAAAAAUAAAAAUAAAAAUAAAAAAGUAUAGUAAGAGAUCUGGAAAUUUGAAAUUUGAAAAGUAAGUUCAUAUGUCUCAGCUGUGAUAGAGACAUGUGGAGCGGGCAUAGGACAUCUGUGUGCUGGUGGUAAUGAUAGAACACGUCAUAGUAAGGGUGAAGCAGGAACAACAGGAUGGGUGAGGAGGGUACAGAUGCCCGUUGCCAUGGCAAUUGAAGCAUCAAGCCUGCCAGUCCACAUAACUGAAACCUGAAGCUCCACCCAUGCUCAGCGAGUUGUUUAGCUUUUCUUCAUUUUAUGUGAGGGAGUUUUGCUCUUUUUUUUUUUUAAUUUUUUAUUGGAUUAUAGGUUUUGGGGUACAUGAGCAGAGCAUGCAAGACAGUUGCGUAGGUACACACAUGGCAGUGUGCUUUGCUUUUCUUCUCCCCUUCACCCACAUUUGGCAUUUCUCCCCAGGCUAUCCCUCCCCACCUCCCCCUCCCACUGGCCCUCCCCUUUUCCCCCCAAUAGACCCCACUGUUUAGUACUCCCCUUUCUGUGUCCAUGUGUUCUCAUUUUUCAUCACCCACCUAUGAGUGAGAAUAUGCGGUGUUUCAUUUUCUGUUCUUGUGUCAGUUUGCUAAGGAUGAUGUUUUCGGAGUUUUGCUCUUGUUGCCCAGGCUGGAGCGCAGUGGAGUGAUCUCAACUCACUGCAACUUCCCCCUCCCAGGUUCAAGCCAUUCUCCUGCCUCAGCCUCCCACGUAGCUGGGAUCUUAAGUGUGCACCACCACAUCUGGGUAAUUUUGUAUUUUUAGUAGAGACAGGGUUUCUCCACGUUGGUCAGGCUGGUCUCGAAGUCCCGACCUCAGGUGAUCCGCCAGCCUUGACCUCCCAAAGUGCUGGGAUUACAAGCGUGAGCCAUUGCACCCAGCCUGUUUAGCUUCUUUAAGCAUUGCUUUUCUCACCUGGAAAAAAGAUGAGGGUCACAUCCGCACUCUCCUCAGAGCUGCGAUCUAAGGAUGAUGUGGAACGUGCUCACGUCGGGUCUGUGAGAAUGUCUGCCGCUUAAUAAGUGCUCAGUAAAAGGUUUUGCUGAACAAAGAAAAUUACAUUCAUGUCGUAAGUACUCCUUUUCUUUGUAAAGUGAGGGUAAGUCUUUCAGCCAAAAGCAUAAGUCCAUGAUAGAAUUAGGAGGAAGUCCAAGAGGUAUUGCAUGCACCUGUGGAGGAGACACGUUUACCUUCUGCACACGCAGGAAUUGCCUGUGGGGUUUUUAGAUUUUUUUUUUUUUUUGAGAUGGAGCCUCCUUCUGUUGCCCAGACUGGAGUGUAGUGGAGCCAUCUUGGUUCAAUGCAAGCUCUCUGCUUCCUGGGUUCGAGGGAUUCUCCUGCCUCAGCCUCUUGGGUAGCUUGGAUUACAGGCCCGCCACCACACCCAGCUAACUUUUGUAUUUUUAGUGGAGACGGGGUUUCACCAUGUUGGCCAAGCUGGUCUCGAACUCCUGACCUCAGGUGAUCCAGCUGCCCUAGCAGUCCCAUGCAAGCACCCUGGCUGGUGUCCUCCUCGACGCCACCACCUCUGAUUCACAGAUGGCCAAGAGGAACCUGCCAGGUCACAGGCUGUGGGUGGAGGUGUGGUAUUUACCAGCAGGUCCAAGCACUUCACCACCCUCUUUAUUGGGAGAUGGGGGGAGCCUUCCUUUUAUUCUUUUGAGAUGGAGUCUCUCUCUCUCACCCAGGCUGGAGUGUAGUGGCAUGAUCUCGGCUCGCUGCAACCUCUGCCUGCCAGUUUCAAGCGAUUCUCCUGCCUCAGCCUCCCUAGUAUCUGGGAUUACAGGCAUGCACCACCAUGCCUGGUUAAUUUCUGUAUUUUUAAUAGAGACGUGGUUUCACCAUGUUGGCCAGGAUGACCUCAAACUCCUGACCUCAGGUGAUCCACCUGCCCUCUCAAAGUGCUGGGAUUACAUGUGUGAGCCACCAUGCCUGGCUGGGGCCCUUUUCUGAAAUUAUGUAUGGGGAGAGCUGACCCACAUUGGAUCUUUAGCUGCUGAAUUCACAGUGACUUUGGGUGCAUUUAACCCUUUACCUCAGUCACCAUUCACACUGUCAGUAGUUGUACAAUGAAUGAGCACCUACUGUGUGCCUGGGGCUGGGAACAUAGCGGGGAAUGGAACGAGCAGUCUGGGUCCCCACCUUCCUGGAGCUGGUGAUCCCACAGCUAGGCAUCCCUGAGGGGUGUUCCCCAGCUUGGGUGACAGCAGAGGCUGCCCUGGAAAGUGGCUGAGAUGGCUGAGAUGGAAAGCUGGAGAGAGGUCCUCCAGGCAGCAGGCUAGGGAGGUGCAGAGACCAGAGCACACCCAGGGGGUGGCAGCAUCCAGUGAGGAGAGCUGAGAACCCUGGCUGGCACAGUCCGGCUGCUGGUGUGGAGCCCAGUGAGGCACCGGUGGCCAUGGCUGGGAAAUCUAUUCUGUGUCCCUGUACUGAGGGUUCUAGUCCUGACAGCCCUGUGACUUCACCCUGCCAAUGAGCUUAAG